CCCCUUUUUUUCUCCGUCACACAAUUGAAUUGAUCUCACUGUUACCCAAAAUGUCGGUCACCGUUAGCUCGCCGGCCGUCCGAUCCUUCCAUGUUUCACGAUCACCUCAUAAAACGAUCUAUAGGCCACGUGUCAUUAUGUCUGCCGUCCGAUCUAGUGAUAGCUUAGGAGUAGCACCAAUUUUGACUAAGUUGCAGAAAGACUGUGCUACUCCUCUCCCAGUUUUGCGCCACGUGGCGGAUGCAAUGGCCGAUGAUAUGCGGGCCGGGCUUGCCGUCGAUGGCGGCAGUGAUCUGAAGAUGAUCCUUAGUUAUGUCGACACUCUACCAACUGGGAAUGAGAAAGGCUUGUUUUAUGCGUUGGACCUUGGUGGUACAAAUUUCCGAGUGCUAAGGGUGCAGCUAGGUGGUAAAGAAGAGCGUGUAGUCGCCACUGAGUUUGAGCAAGUCUCUAUACCCCCAGAAUUGAUGUUUGCUACCUCCGAGGAGCUGUUCGAUUUCAUAGCUUCUGCGCUAGGAAAAUUUGCACAAAAGGAAGGUGGUAAUUUUGAGUUGCAACAGGGACGGACAAGGGAAAUAGGAUUCACGUUUUCUUUUCCAGUGAAACAGACUUCAAUAAGAACUGGAAUCCUAAUCAAAUGGACAAAAGGUUUUGCUGUCUCUGGAACUGCAGGAAAAGAUGUUGUUGCUUGUUUAAAUGAAGCCAUGGAGAGGCGGGGAAUGGAUAUGCAAGUGUCUGCCCUGGUCAAUGACACUGUGGGAACACUUGCCGGAGCAAGAUACUGGGAUGAUGAUGCCAUGGUUGCUGUCAUUCUUGGGACUGGAACCAAUGCUUGCUAUGUAGAACGUGUGGAUGCUAUUCCUAAGCUGACAAAAAGGAUGUCCAAGUCUCCAAUAACGAUUGUGAAUACUGAAUGGGGAGCUUUCUCAAAUGGCCUUCCUUUAACUGAGUUUGAUAGAGAAAUGGAUGCCGAGAGCAUUAACCCUGGUGAGCAGAUUUUUGAAAAGACCAUCUCCGGUAUGUACCUUGGGGAAAUUGUGAGACGGGUGCUGGUCAAAAUGUCCAAGGUUGGGGGCUUAUUUGGUGGCAGCUAUGUUCCGGAAAAGUUAGUCACUCCAUUUGUGCUGAGGACACCUGAUAUAUGUGCCAUGCAGCAGGAUACAUCAAGAGAUCUUGAAGCUGUUGAAUCUGUCCUCUAUGAUGUAGCUGGGGUAAAAUCCGAUCUAAGUGCAAGGAAAACAGUCGUGGACAUUUGCGAUACUAUUGCAAAACGAGGGGGUCGUCUGGCUGGUGCAGGAAUUGUUGGGAUUCUACAGAAAAUGGAGGAGGAUUCUAAAGGCCUCAUCUUUGGUAAAAGAGCAGUUGUAGCAAUGGAUGGAGGCUUAUACGAGCACUAUCCUCAGUACAGAGGAUACCUCCAAGAAGCUGUCACAGAGUUACUAGGCUCGGAAAUUUCGAAAAAUGUAGUGAUAGAACAUUCAAAAGAUGGUUCUGGAAUUGGAGCUGCAUUAUUAGCUGCUGCAAACUCAAAGUAUGAACAUGAUUAUUAAGGAGAAUGCUAAAUUUCAUGUCUUCAAAGGUUUGCUUGAGGAAAAAUUACAUGAGCAUUUGUAAUUUUCUUGUAAUUUAGAAUGUUCUAAGAAGGAUUGAUCAUUGGACUUCUCAUUCUUUAAGUAGAGGCUCUUGUUUGUGAUGCCAUUUUUGUACUCCCAUUAGUGAUGUACGAAGAAGUGAGGAUUCAUAUAGCCAACCCCAAUUUGUUUGGGACCGAGGCAUAGUUGUUGUUGUAUUAUGCAGCAGUGACUUAUUUAUGUGAUAAAAGCAGAUGUAUCAGUAAAUAUAGAACAUCUUGUUUGUUUAUAAUUAUGAAAUAAGCACAUUUCUUUGGUGUUUUAG
Messenger RNA from Solanum tuberosum (potato), 1896 nucleotides. RefSeq names its product hexokinase-related protein 1 (gene HXKRP1). Gene Ontology annotation, biological process: carbohydrate phosphorylation; intracellular glucose homeostasis; glucose metabolic process. Gene Ontology annotation, molecular function: D-glucose binding; ATP binding; glucokinase activity. The record is from RefSeq and is marked provisional. Lineage: Eukaryota; Viridiplantae; Streptophyta; Magnoliopsida; Solanales; Solanaceae. Gene Ontology annotation, cellular component: mitochondrion; cytosol.